AUGUCUAAAUUCCCUAAUGUAUACUUUGAUGUAGUUAUAGGAACUGCAGAACCAAAAAGAAUAGUUUUUAAACUUUAUGAUGAUGUUCCAUUGACAGCUGAAAAUUUUAGAGCCUUGUGCACUGGAGAAAAGGGCUUUGGAUAUCAAGGAUGUCCUUUCCACAGAAUUAUUCCCGAAUUUAUGAUUUAAGGAGGAGAUUUUACAAACAGAAACGGAACUGGUGGAAAAUCAAUUUAUGGCGAGACCUUUGCUGAUGAAAACUUCAAUCAUAAACAUGUAAAAAAAGGACUUUUAUCCAUGGCAAAUGCAGGACCAGGCACUAACGGCUCAUAGUUCUUUAUCACAACAGUUCCCUGCCCUUGGUUGGAUAAUAAGCAUGUAGUAUUUGGUGAAGUUAUUGAAGGCUUGGAUGUUGUUGAUGAAUUAGAGGAAACAGGAACCUCUAUGGGAAGACCUAAAGGUGGAAAAUAAUCUUAUAUCAAAUCAUGCGGUUAACUUUGA
Messenger RNA from Tetrahymena thermophila SB210, 501 nucleotides. RefSeq names its product peptidyl-prolyl cis-trans isomerase, cyclophilin-type protein. The transcript has a single exon. The record is from RefSeq and is a predicted model, not a curated record. NCBI's taxonomy places the organism in Eukaryota, Ciliophora, Oligohymenophorea, Hymenostomatida, Tetrahymenidae. Gene Ontology annotation, molecular function: peptidyl-prolyl cis-trans isomerase activity. Gene Ontology annotation, biological process: protein peptidyl-prolyl isomerization; protein folding.